AUGACGGACUCCCAGCCAUCUUCCUCCGCACCCAAUGCCUCCAAAAAACCAGAGAUUGCGUACAAGUUACGCGAUAUCAAAUAUCAUGAACUCCCCGCCAUGGCACGGGUUAUGUCGCUCGCCUUCUGGGACGACCAGCUAUUUGGUGAAAUGAUCCACCCCGGCCGUGGGAGAUAUCCAAACGACUCGGACUUGUACUGGCUGCGUGACGCGAGGGUCAAUUUCUGGAACCGUCGUUACAAGUUCCUCGCCGCGGUUGUACAGGAUCCAGAUGCCCCUGGCAAGGAGAAGGUUAUCGGUAUCGCACAGUGGGAGCGGCUUGGAACUGGCGCUCAGAAGCGAGAUUUGGCACGUUACGAUCCAAGUGUUCCAUCCGUCGAGAUCUCAAAACUUCCAAACUGGGACCCUUCGCAAGAUGAUAGAUCUGUUGUACGCUACACAGUCACGCAUACUAAAAAGAAUCACUACAGGAAACCUCAUGAAACCACUCAUGUCAAAGGCAAUGGCCCUACACGAGCUGCUCUGGCCUAA
Thyridium curvatum is the source of this 531-nucleotide messenger RNA. RefSeq lists its product as uncharacterized. The coding region runs from base 1 to 531 and encodes 176 amino acids. The record is from RefSeq and is a predicted model, not a curated record. The transcript is spliced from 2 exons. Lineage: Eukaryota; Fungi; Ascomycota; Sordariomycetes; Thyridiales; Thyridiaceae.